Rhodotorula toruloides NP11 is the source of this 768-nucleotide messenger RNA. RefSeq names its product thioredoxin fold domain containing protein. The transcript is spliced from 6 exons. NCBI's taxonomy places the organism in Eukaryota, Fungi, Basidiomycota, Microbotryomycetes, Sporidiobolales, Sporidiobolaceae. The coding region runs from base 1 to 768 and encodes 255 amino acids. The record is from RefSeq and is a predicted model, not a curated record.
AUGCCCAUCAAGCUGUUCGACCUCGUGCCUCAGCCGGGCGGCGUCUUCUUCUCGCCCUCUUGUCUUCGCACUCGCCUCGCGCUCAUCCACAAACAGCUGCCGUUCGAGGUCGAGGAAGUCACGUACCACGACUUGCGCUUCAUCUGGAAGGACAAGCUCGGCGUGCAGAAGGCGACGGCUCCCUUCAUUCAACGGGAGGAUGGCUCGUAUUCGAUGGACAGUGACGACAUAGCGGCGUAUCUCGACAAGGAGUACCCAGACAGGCCAAACUUGUUCCUCCCCGACGCUGGUUCGCCCGUCGACCUCGACUCUGCGGAAUACUCGACGGCAAGGCAGGGUGCUGCAGACUUCGCAAAGGUGGCACCGCCGAAGGCGCUUUUCAGCCUUUACGCUCCUCGCAUAGCCAAGUUGCUCGACACAGAGACACGAGCAUAUUGGACCAGCGACGCACGCCUCGGGCAAGGCGUUUGGGCGUACAUCUCGUCGAGGACGGCUGAGGAUGAAGCUAAAGUCGUUCAGCAGCUGCAGACGCAGAUAGCGACACUGACGGCUCGCCACCUUGCCAGCAGCGGGCUAUUCUUCUCCUCACCUUCGAAGCCGGGCUACGCAGACUUUACCAUUCUGUCCGGCUACCGCCUCAUCCGCUCCGUGUCUGCCAAACUGGCGCACGACAUCUUCGACGUCGACGAGCGCUUUGCCGGCUGGCUCGAGCGCAUGAAGGAAGCAUACCCGAUGCCAGAGGUGUGGGAGAAGGACCCGGGGGCGUAG